Messenger RNA from Hevea brasiliensis (rubber tree), 589 nucleotides. RefSeq names its product cytochrome b-c1 complex subunit 8-like. The transcript is spliced from 2 exons. Gene Ontology annotation, biological process: mitochondrial electron transport, ubiquinol to cytochrome c. NCBI's taxonomy places the organism in Eukaryota, Viridiplantae, Streptophyta, Magnoliopsida, Malpighiales, Euphorbiaceae. The record is from RefSeq and is a predicted model, not a curated record. The coding region runs from base 102 to 320 and encodes 72 amino acids.
UUAUAUGAAAAAAAGGAACUGGGUUAUGGCUUAAUCGUCCAUUGAUAAUCACAGGGAUAAGAAACCAUCGAAAGGAGAAGAAGAAGAAGAGGAAGAGAGAGAUGGGGAAGCAACCAGUGAGAAUGAAGGCGGUGGUAUACGCUCUUUCACCAUUCCAGCAGAAGACAAUGACAGGUCUUUGGAAGGAUCUGCCCACCAAGAUUCACCACAAGGUCUCCGAGAACUGGAUCAGCGCCACCCUCCUUCUCAGCCCUCUUGUCGGCACCUACACUUAUGUGCAACGCUAUAAGGAAAAGGAGAAGUUGGAGCACAGGUACUGAUGCCAUGCAUAUGGUCAAAAGACAGCUUACCUUUUUGCAGAAGACUUGAUAUUUUUCUUGUUUUACUAGAAAAUAAGCUGAAUGUUUGGCUGUUAGCUGCAGUUGCAGUUAUCAAAACUUAGCAAGCUUUUGUUUUUGAAUCAUUCAAUUUUUCUCGACAUGUCAGAAUUGGUAAAUGUUGAACAAAUUUUGUUGUUAAACUCUUGCCCAUGAUUUAAUGCCUGUCAUUCCAUUAUGGCUCAAUUAUAGAAUUAGGAAGAAUUCGUUAA